Molecule: messenger RNA, 954 nt
Organism: Acanthisitta chloris (rifleman)
Lineage: Eukaryota; Metazoa; Chordata; Aves; Passeriformes; Acanthisittidae
Product: tumor necrosis factor ligand superfamily member 10-like
Exons: 4
Coding region: 1-954 (317 amino acids)
Biological process (GO): immune response
Cellular component (GO): membrane
Molecular function (GO): tumor necrosis factor receptor binding; CD40 receptor binding
Source: RefSeq, a predicted model, not a curated record
AUGAAUUACUCGUGUUGUUUAUAUUGUCCUACUUGCACCAUACAAGUAAAUGCUUUAAAGAAAAGAAAACCUGUUCCUAAGUGUAGUGAAUAUAGUGACAUAGCACAGCUGAACAUCUGCAAACACAUCAUGGGUGAAAAAUGCUGGCUUUCCCUUCUGCUGCAGCUCCGGGACAUGUACUCCAAGAGCAGCAUCGCUUGUCUCACCGGGGAGGAAAUCGGAGAUUCCAUCCAAAACUUGGAUCUAAUUGAAAGUGAAGACAGAGCAGCUGAUCCCUGCUGGCAAGUAAAGUGGCACCUGGGAAAGUUAAUUAAAAAGAUGAUGUCGAGAAGCUACGAGGAAAACACAUCUGCAGUCAACGUUGAAAGGACUCUGACACUGCCACACACAGAUGGGCAGCAGCCACGUGGUCCCAUCCACAGGAUUGCGGCGCAUCUGACAGGCAACAGCAACAGGAGGAGUUCCCUGUCCCCACGCAGUAAGGAAAAACCUUUAAAAACAGUUAAAGAUCACUUGCCCAGAAGAGGGAAUGGACAAAAAAUACACAACUGGGAAUCGUCAAGGAAAGGCCCCUCUUUCCUUCACAACGUGGAGCUGAGAAAUGGCGAGUUAGUGAUACCCCAGACAGGCUUUUAUUACAUCUACUCACAGAUUUACUUUCGUUUCCGUGAAGACGAGAACGAGAAUUCAGAUUUGUUGGGACAAAUCAGGAACCCCAAACAGCUUGUCCAAUACGUUUACAAACUGACUAACUACCCUGAGCCCAUUUUGCUCAUGAAAAGUGCAAGAACAAGCUGCUGGUCUAAAAAGGCAGAAUAUGGACUUUAUUCCAUCUACCAAGGUGGUGUGUUUCAGCUGAAAAGAGAGGACAGGAUUUUUGUCUCUGUCAGUAACAGUGACAUAGUUGACAUGGACAAAGAAGCAAGUUUUUUUGGAGCCUUUAUGAUUGGUUAG